AUGCUCGCACUUGUGCUUUGGAUUGUCAUUCUUGCUCUAGCUUUGCCGCAAAGCAAUGCCGCUACAGUGACCCAAAGCGCCUCAACGCCGACACAGCUCAAGAAGACACCCGGUUUCUGGCACGGUUUCCUCGAUCUUCCUUCUCUUCGGCCCAAACCAUCAACUAUAGACCUUCCGCAUCUGUCUAGCAUUCUGAUUCCUGGUCUGACGCCCAUGCCCAUGCCUACAGGGACUUUGUCAGGCAGGGUCGUUUGGAUCACAACAACGCCAGGCGGCGGGGUGACAACAGUCACUUCAGUCAUAACGAGUGUAGUGAUGGCCUCACUGCCACCCACCACUGUCACUACAUGGGUACAACCAAGCAACGCUGCGGAGCGUGAAGAACAGCUUCCAAGGGAGGUGAAUGAAGACUCGUCCUCCACCCCUGCUAUCAUAAAUCUACCUGAGGCAGUCCUGAAGCGAGAAGACGACACGGAAGACAAAAAGGACGACACAUUACUCUCGCCCAACACCAAGGAAGCCACCACCCUCCUCCGCCACAGAGACAACCUCUCAACCCCCAGACUUACCAGACGCACAACAAAAGUGUAA
Molecule: messenger RNA, 591 nt
Organism: Alternaria arborescens
Lineage: Eukaryota; Fungi; Ascomycota; Dothideomycetes; Pleosporales; Pleosporaceae
Exons: 1
Coding region: 1-591 (196 amino acids)
Source: RefSeq, a predicted model, not a curated record